Diutina rugosa is the source of this 1362-nucleotide messenger RNA. RefSeq lists its product as uncharacterized. The transcript has a single exon. Bases 1 to 1362 code for a protein of 453 amino acids. NCBI's taxonomy places the organism in Eukaryota, Fungi, Ascomycota, Pichiomycetes, Serinales, Debaryomycetaceae. The record is from RefSeq and is a predicted model, not a curated record. Gene Ontology annotation, molecular function: flavin adenine dinucleotide binding; NADP binding.
AUGACCGCCCCGAGAUUUCCACGGGUAGCCGUCAUCGGAGGAGGGCCUGCAGGCAUGGCAUCUGCCAAAGCGUUGGCCCUUGAACCCAACAAGUUAACCGCCAUUGACGUGUAUGAGCGCCGAGAUCGCCUCGGGGGCAUAUGGUACUACAUGAACACCCCGAAAGAUAAUGUGCUUCCGCCAAUUCCUUCAACUCUGUGUGAAGAUCAUGAGGUUGUGCUUAAGCCAGGCUUUAUCCUGAGUAUGUACACCUAUUUGGAGACUAAUCUUCAGGUGAAGUUGAUGGAGUACCUGAACUUACCUUUUGAAGGGGGCGAUUUUCCACCCAGAACGAAAGUCUACGACUAUUUAAAUGAAUACGCCAAGACCAUCCCUGAGUCAGUCAACGUCAAAUUCAACUCCGACGUCGACGAAGUGAAGAAAGAGGGCGACGUGUGGAAAGUCACCUCAAACGGGGAAUUGAUCGAAUACGAUGCAGUGAUUGUGGCUAACGGUCACUUUGAUCUCCCUUUCAUACCCAAUGUGUUUGGUUUAUCAGAAUGGAAUGAGAAGCGACCCAAUACUGUCACACAUUCUAAGUAUUUCGUCACAAGUGAACCUUACAAGGGGAAAACGGUGCUUGUUGUGGGUAAUGCCUGGCUGGGAAUUGAUGUUGCCGUUCAGGUGGGGGUAGUUGCAAAGAAGGUGUACGUUUCGUCUCGCACACCAGAAAAGAUAACAAAGAUCGACUUGUCUCUGGUUGAAGAAGUGGGUGUCAUAACUGAAUUCGAUCACGAAAAUCAACGAGUGAUCUUAGCCGAUGGGACUGUACUUGAAAACAUUGAUGCUGUGAUAUACUGUACGGGAUAUCUUUAUCAAAUGCCAUUUCUCAAAACUUACGGCGAUCUAAUCACAGAACAUGUAAUUAAGGGCUUGUUCCAUCAGACGCUUUACGUGGAGGAUCCUUCCAUCCUGUUUGUGGCUCUACAAAAAGGAGUUUUACCCAUGCCACUCCUGGAACUUCAAGCUGCGAUGAUCGCUCGAGUUUACAGUGGCAGAUUGGCACUCCCUCCGACGUGUCAUAUGAGAGCGAUGCUGAAUGCCGAAUACGAGGCACGUGGUGACAAAAUCCAUGAAUUCAACUAUCCCUUAGACGUCGAAUUGUACCGACUGUACUUUAAAGUUCUCGCCGAUCGACCGGGAUUAUUGGAUCUGGGUCUCAUCCCCGUUUAUUGGGAUGAUGAGAUGAAGAAGGCGAGAUCCGAAACGAAAGACUUAAAACUUGCCCGUAUCAAGGAAAUUUUCAAAUGGGCGGAACACUUGAGAAAGGAAGGGAAACCAUUCACCCUUGCGCCACAUAAACGUGGUGAAUUUGGUCACUGA